Messenger RNA from Boeremia exigua, 3597 nucleotides. RefSeq names its product protein STU1. The transcript has 3 exons. The coding region runs from base 1 to 3597 and encodes 1198 amino acids. Gene Ontology annotation, cellular component: spindle microtubule; mitotic spindle midzone; cytoplasmic microtubule. Gene Ontology annotation, molecular function: microtubule binding. Gene Ontology annotation, biological process: mitotic spindle assembly; astral microtubule depolymerization. The record is from RefSeq and is a predicted model, not a curated record. Lineage: Eukaryota; Fungi; Ascomycota; Dothideomycetes; Pleosporales; Didymellaceae.
AUGGAGGAGCAGACGGCCGCGCUGCUCGCGGCGCUGAAGAAGCCGUCGACCAACGUCGACAAACGCCUGGAGCUGUUCGGCAGCCUCAAAUCCAGUAUCAAGCACCAGCGCGUGCCCGAAAGCUGCCAGCCCGCAGUCCUCGAAUGCAUCCGCAUCGCCGUCAGCGCGCAGACGUCGGCACAGCUCGUCACGGCCGGCUUCUCGACGCUCAGCCAUCUGACUAAGCGGCUGGUGCUGCAGAACGAGACGCCCGCGCUGGCCGCCGCCGCCGGGUCGCUGUGCCCGCUGCUGCUGGACCACCUGGGCAAUGCGCGCGAAGCCCACCGCAGCGCCGCGUCGGUUCUGCUGGCCGAGCUGCACGAGUGCUGGCAUCCCGACAUCGACGAGGGCAUCCACGCCGCCAUCAACGGGUCCAACCCGCGCGCGCGCGAAACGGCCAUGACCUGGGUCGUCAAGAUGAACAAGGCCCACGGCCUGCCCUUUAAGAGCUACGUCACUCCGCUGGUCGCAAACCUGGAGGACGCCGACCCCGAGGUGCGCAACGUCGCCAAGACGGCCAUUGUGGCCCUGUUCCAGACCGCCCCCGCCGGCGCCCAGGUCAACCUGAAGAAGCAGCUGGCCGCUCACGGCGUGCGCAAGGCGACCGUGACCUUCAUCACCGCUCAGCUGGACGACGCCGCCCUGGACGACGACCACGCCGAGCCCGCCCCAGCCCCCGCCGCCGCCCCGGUCCGCGAGCGCGCCCUGCCCACCGCGAGGGCAAAGGCGCAGCCGUCCGACGCCGCCUUUGCCGACAGCCUGGCCGUCGAGCAGCCGCCGCCCGCCGAGACCGUCUCCAUGGAGCCCAUCCACAUCUACACGCUGCGCGAGCUGGAAGACAUGUUCCGCGACAUGGCCCCGCCGUUCGAGGGCCGUGAGAGCGAACAGAACUGGAUCGGCCGCGACAAGAACACACUGAAGCUGCGCCGCAUCCUCAAGGGCAAUGCCCCGACCGAAUUCCACGCCGCCUUCAUGGUCGGCGUCAAGUCACUGCUGGACGGCGUCCUCAAGGUCGCCAACAGCCUGCGCACCACCAUGUCCACCAACGGCUGCCAGUUCGUGCAGGAGCUGGCCAUUACCAUUGGCCCGGCCAUCGACCCUUGGGUCGAGAUCCUGCUGCAGUCCUUCAUCAAGAUGUGCGCCGCCACCAAGAAUAUCGCCGCUCAGAACGGAAACGUGACGGUCGACGCCCUUCUCUCCAACGUCUCGUACAACAACCGCAUCCUGCAGCAUGUCCAGUUCGCCUCGCAGGACAAGAACGUCCAGCCCCGUUGCUUCUCUGCCGGCUGGGUGAAGACGCUCAUCCGCAAGCACAAAUCGCACAUCGAACACUCGGGAGCACUGGACAGCUUCGACAAGAUUCUGAAAAAGGGCCUGACAGACGCUAACCCCAAGGUGCGCGAAGCCUAUCGAAGCACCUACUGGACCUUUUCUCUGAUUUGGGCUCAAAGGGCCAACGCUAUGUAUGAGACCCUCGAGAAGCGAGAGAAGACAGGUCUUGAUAGGGAUCCGAACAAUCCUAAUCCCUCCUCGCUCGCGUCUUCGCAGACCAGUAUGACAUCAUCGUUCUCGAAGUCCAUCGGCCCAAGUGCUGCACGGACAAGCCUAAAGGAAAAGAUCGCAGAGCAACGAAGGGCGAAGUUGGCAGCCUCUAAGGGUGCUAUCGAUCGACCUAGUUCUGCUGCAGCAAGUUACGAGACUCCAAGGUCGCUAUCGACUAAAUCGUUGGGCGCAGGUGCGAGGACUACGUCUAACACUCCUGCGGCGUCCAAUGCUCCUGCCCGACCACCUUCGGCCAUGUCUGGCGAGUCUACAAAGUCGGCUCUCAAAAGUUCAACCGGGACAGGUUCACUAAUGAGUGGUACAGUACGGCGGCCGAUUCGUCGUCCUGAGUUAAAUAGGCCCAAAACAGCAGACCCUUACGCGGCGCGACAGACCAAAAUCGCUCCAUCAACUAUCACAAGUCCAGAGAGAACGCCGGCCGUGAAGUCAUUAAAGAAAUCUGUCGGUCCCCCAACCUCAAGCGCAGCUCGAUCGCGGCCACAAACGCAGCACAGCCCUGCUGCCAGCCCCAUGCGUAGCAAGUCGAGGGUCGACACUGGGCGUGCCAUAGGUCACAGAAAAAAUCCAAGUAUGGGCUCACCAAGAGCGAGUCCGGCAGCCAGCCCCCACAAAGACGAGGAUUUGACCAUGGUCAAGCCAUUCAUACGGUCUCAAAGUCAUCAUGACGGCACUGCGCCAUUUCGACAAAGAAACGGUAUGGAUGCACGUGCCUCGAUCGAUAGCAAUGCAAUCGAUAUAGAUGAGGACAACUUCACAAUGGUAGUGCCUAAUCUUGCGCGGCCAACGACACAAAGAGUGCAGAGCACGCCUCCCAAGCAUAGCCCUUUUGGAGGUCGAUUAUCGGUACCAGGUCCACGAGCGGCUGCGGCGCUGAGCCCAAGCGCGUUGCCCGCGCAAAGUCCACAACAGAAGUCACAAGAACGGGCUGCACCAGAGGAAGUCGAGGUAUACGAAGACCCGGUCGCGGGUGACGAGCCAUUGACUGCAGAUCAAGAGGUGGACACGCCCGUGCUCGGGGAGCUUCCCAUCAACGAGAGGAGCAAUGAGCGGCAACCCAGUAUCGACAGCAACAGCGACAAUGUUAUGAUGGAGACCAGCACGGAGGAACAUAAUCGAGGCCACCACAAGACUACAAGUAUGGGCAGUGUGAUGCACACUGAGAACAACGAUGCAAACAGCCCCGAGACUCUGAAGAACAGGCAACUGCUUGCCAGUGCCAUCAAGAAGAUUGAUGGACGUACUGUUGAUGCUGGUAUGUUCCGCAAAAUCCAGGAUGCGAUCAAGUCCGGCCAGGAGAUCUGGGGUACAAACGAUGAGGUGUUCGGCAGACUACUCGUCGCGUGCCUUGACUAUUUCCAAACCCCGACCGAAGAGCUCAAACUCACUGCCAUGAAGGCUAGCUCUUGCAAGAGCCAGGCUCUCGCAACAAUACGUGCGAUGCUCUCUCUGUACCGCAAGGAGACGGCCAAGUACUUCUCACGAGUUCUCUGCACUAUUUUGCAGGCCAAAGCCCAGCACGAGAACACUUCGCACAUUGCAGGCGACAUGGAAGCCACAGCGAACGAGAUCGUCCGUUAUGGCCAAGUCUCGGACUGCCUUAACGCCGUGCUUUCCCUUUUCGAAGAUAUGCCCGCUUCAACACCCACUUCCUCUCCCAACUCCAAGCCAUCAUCUCUAUCCACCUCUGCAACAAACAACACGCGCACCAUGACGAUGUCUCUGCGUACCCUAGCUAGCCUUGUCGAGAUUUCAGGCAGCAAGAGCGUCAUUCUCACCCAAGAGCAGACACACCGCUUAGGCAAGCUGGCGGUCAGGUGCAUGGAGGACCAGGAUCCGGAUAUCAGGAAAGCGAACAUCGACUUGUGCGUUGCACUACACGAGCGGAUCGUCGGGCCCGGUGGCGAGACAAAAGCAUUUUGGGAGGCUGUCGCUGGUGCUGGAGAGCAGCAGCUCAAUCUUCUCACAUACUACCUUGCGAAAAAACAGAAGGCUUAG